AUGGGGGAGGCCGCUGUUAGAAUUGUUCUUGCGAACAUGAAUGAUCUAGCCAUUCAUGAGACCAGAUUCUUAUGUGGAGUUACCCUUGAAGUGGCAUUCUUAAAAGAUGAGCUGAUGCGGCUCCAGGCCUACCUCAAAGACGCUGACACCAAAUGGCGCUCAGGAAAUGCAAGAGUUGCAAUCUGGAGGAGUCAGAUCAGGGACACAUCAUAUGAGGCCGAGAAUGUCAUUGAAGCGGCAGAUUACAUGGAGAAAAGAAACAGGCUCAAGAAAGGAUUCAUGGGUGCCAUUUCAAGGUACGCUAGUUUACCGAGUGACUUGGUUACUCUUCAUAAGAUCGGUAUUGAAAUCCAACGUGUAAGAAGGAAGCUCAGUGAGAUAUUUCAAAGUGCGGACCGUUUGAAAAUUGUUAUGGAUAGUACUACUGUGGUUGAGGAUGAGUCUCCACAAGAUUUCAGCCUCGUCCACCAAUACUACGAAGAUGAUGUUGUCAUGGUUGGUUUUCAGGAUGAGCACAAACAAAUAGUGGAUAAGCUAGUUGACAAUGAGAAAAUGCUUAGUGUUGUCGCUAUAGUUGCCAUGGGUGGAGCAGGAAAAACAACACUCGCUAGAAAAGUUUACACUUCCUCUAGAAUCAAAGAACACUUUGAGAUACUUGCGUGGGUGACUGUAUCUCAAACAUUCAAGGGCAUUGAUUUGCUCAAGGAUAUUCUGAAACAAGUUGUCGAGGACAGAGAUGAGCCCACAUCGAUUGAUCAAAUGAAUGAGUAUGAGGUGAGAAAGAAGAUGAGUGAUUUACUGUUGCAAAAAAGAUAUUUAGUAGCCCUGGAUGAUGUGUGGGAAGCAAAUACAUGGAAGCAAAUGAAUAAAACAGUUCAGGCCUUUCCAGAUGUUUAUAAUGGUAGUAGAAUACUAUUAACCACGAGGAAGAACAAUGUUUCAAACCAUAUUAAAAUGCGAACUAUUGUUCAUGCUCUACAAGGCUUAGAUGAAGAGCAAAGUUGGAAACUGUUUAGUAGCAAAGCUUUGCCAUCAUAUAGAAGAUAUGCCACCAGUGAUUUGGAUGACUUUGAACAAGUAGGGAAAAAGAUUGCAAAGAAAUGUGAAGGACUCCCGCUUGCACUUACAGUUUUGGGUGGUCAUCUUUCAAAGAAUUUCAAUACACAAGCGUGGUCCAAUUUAUUAUUGGGUUGGCCAUUAACUGACAGCAUGCAAAUGAUGCGUGAAUUAAUAUAUCGCAGCUACAAGGACCUACCGAAUCAUUACUUAAGAUCUUGUUUCAUUUAUCUUGCUGCUUUUCCCGAGGAUUAUGUAAUAUCUGUGCCGGUUCUUAUUGAUUUAUGGAUAGCUGAAAACUUCAUUCCACAUAAACCAAAUCAUAUACUAGAAGAAACAGCACAUGAGUAUGUAACUGAGUUGGCUCAAAGAAAUUUGGUCCAAGUUGUUCACAGAAGCAGUGUACAUGGAUGGAUUGAGAAAAUAAGGAUUCAUGAUAUCUUGCGUAACUGGUGCAUAGAGGAAGCGAGACAAGAUGGUUUUCUUGAUGUCAUCGAUAAAACUACAGGUCAAACUGGUGCAUCAUCAGCUGAAAUCAUGAUACCUCAUCGUUCUUGUUUUCAAACUCUGAGUGGCCAGAUUGUACCUGCAACACCUAAAGUUCGAACCGUGCUUGGAUUUGGACUCUCCUCAGCCUCUCUACCUAAGCUAAGAUUCCUGAGAGUUCUUCACAUUGAAAACUCAAGCCUAAAGGAUUUAUAUAUGAUAAUAGAUGGGUGCAUCCACUUAAGAUGCCUGAGGUUGAGAAAAUGCAAACACGUGAAACUCCCAUCUUCAAUUGGAAAUCUUCUUUACUUGCAGACUAUAGAUCUAAGAGGUACGACAUUUAACUCAGUAGUGCCAUAUUCUCUCUGGGAUAUCCCAACUCUAAGGCAUGUUUAUCUGAGUGAUGAAUUUUCUCCACCACCACCUACAAUGAGGGUGCAUCAACAGCAGCAGAAAGAAAUCCGUACCUUUGAGUUAAUACUUACAUCUGUUGGCACAAAAUUCCGCUAUCGUGACAUGGCCAUCUACCUGGGACAGAUGAAGCAACUGACAACCUUCUCCUUGAUAAUGGAACCCAUAUCCGCGGAGAUUAUUAGCAUAUUUGCAAACAUGCCUCACCUGGUUGAUAUUUAUCUCGUCAAAUUUUGUGUGAUAAAUAAGUUGUCUGCUGAAUUCCCACAAAGCCUACGCCGUCUUGUUGUAGAAGCUGAUGCCAUUACAGAAGACCCAAUGCCGGUCAUAGAGAAGCUUCCGUGUCUUGUGGUGUUGGAGCUGAGUGGAUACAAAGGCCAUACCAUGUGUUGCUCUGCCCAAGGGUUCUCUCGGCUACAAGAGUUAGCACUUACUGCAUUUUCCACUGCGGAGUGGAAGAUAGAGGUUGGGUCAAUGCCAAAGCUCUCCCGCAUGACACUUCGGUACUGCGAAUGUAUGAGCAGGCUCCCACAAGGGUUGCUGCACCUUCCAAACCUCGGUUACCUAAAACUGGAGCAUAUGCCCCAGAUUGCUGAAGAUGACAACAUGCUGAGGGCGCUGAUGCAGAAAGGAUGUGAGGUGAAAUGGAAUCGUUGA
Hordeum vulgare subsp. vulgare (domesticated barley) is the source of this 2610-nucleotide messenger RNA. Its product is annotated as putative disease resistance protein At1g50180. Gene Ontology annotation, molecular function: ADP binding. Lineage: Eukaryota; Viridiplantae; Streptophyta; Magnoliopsida; Poales; Poaceae. The record is from RefSeq and is a predicted model, not a curated record. The coding region runs from base 1 to 2610 and encodes 869 amino acids. The transcript is spliced from 3 exons. Gene Ontology annotation, biological process: defense response to other organism.